AAACACACUUAAAUGAAAAUUGGUAGCUAACUAUAUUUACUACAGUUUGGUCUUCUUCUAAAGUUUCAACUCCCAUUUUAUUGCCUGGUCCGUUGCCCCUUUCAAAGACUUUUCUCUUUCUCUCUUGAUUUAUGGCCAAACCCAGUGGACUCUCCAUUGAUUCAGAUCCCAAUAUUUAACUGUUCUUAAUUCCUUCCCCCCUACACACUUCCUCUUCAACAACAACAACGACAAUCCCAAGUACUGCACCACCAGAGCUUCGAUUCCCACGACUGUGUCCCUGCCCGCCAUGGAUGAUGCUUCCACACCAAACAGGUCUCCUCUACCACCCACCAUUCAGUUCCCUGUUAAUCCCAACUGUACCAACGAUGAAAUCCCCCGGAGGGUCAUCGGCGAAAUGGAUUUUUUCGCCGAAAAGAAUCAUAAACUCGUCGAUGAUCACGUUGACGAUUCCGAUCAUGCCAAUGCCACCGACAUCAAUGGCUCCAUCGAUCGAACUGCACUCGAGCUUAACGUUAACACUGGUUUGAAUUUGUUAACGACGAAUACCAGUAGCGAUCAAUCCUCAGUGGAUGAUGGUAUCUCUUCAAACAUGGAAGAUAAAAGAGCUAAAAAUGAGCUAGCGGUUUUACAAGUUGAGCUUGAACGGAUGAACACCGAGAAUCAACAGCUAAGGGAGAUGUUGAGCCAAGUUACAAGCAACUACAACACCGUGCAAAAACAUCUGGUCACCCUUAUGCAACAACAACAAGAUGGAAAACCUGAAAAAAACGAUGAACAAAAGAAAUCUAAUGGAGGACUAAUUGUGCCGAGACAAUUUAUGGAUCUCGGUAUAGCUGCUGCUGCUGCUGCGGAAGUCGAUACGGAUGAACCAUCGCUGUCUUCGACGGAAGGGAGGAGUCACGAUCUGUCCGGAUCGCCUAACGUGGAGGUAGCAUCCAAGGAAUUCAGAUCGAGGAAGCGUGGGAGUAGCGAAGAAGGCCGGGGAAUCGGAAGAGAAGAUAGCCCCGAUGGUAAUAAGGUUCCAAGGUUUAAUUCUUCGAAAACUGUUGAUCAAACUGAGGCUACCAUGAGGAAGGCACGGGUUUCUGUUCGAGCUAGAUCAGAGACUCCCAUGAUUACCGAUGGAUGCCAAUGGAGAAAGUAUGGGCAGAAAAUGGCCAAAGGAAAUCCAUGUCCCAGAGCAUAUUAUCGAUGUACCAUGGCCGCUGGUUGCCCUGUUAGAAAACAGGUACAAAGAUGUGCAGAAGAUCGAACGAUUCUCAUCACAACAUAUGAAGGCAACCACAACCAUCCUUUGCCUCCGGCAGCAAUGGCGAUGGCUUCGACGACAUCGUCGGCUGCACGAAUGUUGCUAUCCGGUUCGAUGUCGAGCGCGGAUGGACUAAUGAACUCGAAUUUCCUCACAAGAACACUCCUCCCAUGCUCUUCUAGCAUGGCCACCAUAUCAGCUUCCGCCCCAUUCCCAACCGUCACCUUAGACCUCACCCAGAUCCCGAAUCCCUUACAGAUCCCCAGAACCGAAGGACAAUUCCAGGUCCCAUUCCCGAACCCACCACCGCACAAUCUUCCUAAUUCCCAGCUCUCACCGUUGCCAUUGCUGCCUCAGAUAUUCGGUCAGGCACUUUACAACCAAUCCAAAUUCUCCGGUUUGCAAAUGUCUCACGAUAUCGAGCAACCUCAAAUGAGUCACCAACAUCAACAAGGGCAGCAAAAAUCACUUGCAGACACCGUGAACGCAGCCACUGCCGCCAUUGCUGCCGACCCUAACUUCACCGCUGCAUUGGCCGCCGCGAUCACUUCUAUUAUCGGGAGUUCUCACAACAACAACGUCGCUAAUAACAAUGGAGCAAACCUCACGUCUGCCACCAACAGCAAUGGCAAUGUCACUACUACUACCACCACCACUACUAGUAACAGCAACAGCAAUGGCAACAAUAAAAUCAGCAAUUCCAGUAAUUUUGCAGCAAAUUAGAAGAAAUUAAGAUCCCCUUCUAUUCUUUAUAGUUUUUUUUUAUUCUUUUGAGGAAGAAGGGUGUGCAGGUUUUUUUUUUUUUAACCUUUAAUAAAUUGUUCCAAAUUGCAUGUCAAAUUCUGAAUUGCAAAGUUAAAAAAAAUGGGGAAAAAAUUUAUUGAAUGUGUUCAAUUUUUUUUUUAUAAAUUUCACGUUGGGGAGUUACGUGCAAUGUUGGUAACGAAGGAAAGCAGUGAAGAAAAUGCGUGUAUAUUCCGAGAAAGUGUUUAUAUUAAAUAAAGGGCGGGGUUAGUUUGACUUGGAUACAUAAAUAAA
Messenger RNA from Gossypium arboreum, 2290 nucleotides. RefSeq names its product probable WRKY transcription factor 31. The record is from RefSeq and is a predicted model, not a curated record. Bases 290 to 1975 code for a protein of 561 amino acids. Gene Ontology annotation, biological process: regulation of DNA-templated transcription. The transcript is spliced from 5 exons. Gene Ontology annotation, molecular function: sequence-specific DNA binding; DNA-binding transcription factor activity. NCBI's taxonomy places the organism in Eukaryota, Viridiplantae, Streptophyta, Magnoliopsida, Malvales, Malvaceae.